CAGAUGGACGUAUAUUCCUUUGUUUGUGUUUCAGAAAUAUUUGCAGCCCUUGAAAAGCCCUGAAAAUGCCGGCCUAGUAGAUGCAUCAGUGGUUGAUGCCAUGUUUUAUCAGAUCCCUGCAAUUCUUGCGCAUCAUGAGGUGUUCCUUGAGGAGCUGCGGAAGAGGCUUGAUCACUGGGACAUCAAACAGAAAGUUGGAGACGUUUUUUUGGAUGUGUUUACAAAACAGGCUGUAAUUGAAACAUACACAUUAUUCCUCAACAACUUUAAGACAGCAAAAGAAGCAAUCAAGACCACAUGCCAAGCAAAACCUGCAUUUGCCAGAUUUCUGGAG
Messenger RNA from Cryptotermes secundus, 334 nucleotides. Its product is annotated as rho guanine nucleotide exchange factor osg-1-like. The annotation marks the transcript as partial. Gene Ontology annotation, biological process: actin cytoskeleton organization. The transcript is spliced from 3 exons. NCBI's taxonomy places the organism in Eukaryota, Metazoa, Arthropoda, Insecta, Blattodea, Kalotermitidae. The record is from RefSeq and is a predicted model, not a curated record. Gene Ontology annotation, molecular function: guanyl-nucleotide exchange factor activity.